UCGAAGAUUCCAAUCGGUGUUAUCCGCCAUAACCAAAUGAUGGCCUGGCUCAAGUGGAUAACUAUUCUUCAAGUCCUAAUUAUUUUCAGUGCUAUUCAAGUCGCCGAAUUUCAAGAGCUGUCCGAUGUGUUAAAGAAGAAGUAUUAUAACGCUGUCAGCAAUGCUGGAUCUACGAUCAAAUCCGCAUCGGUAACCUUAGAGAGCGUUAAAGAUGUCGUGGAUAACGUUUUUAAAAUGAAAAAGGGCGCGGCUCAACGUCUUGUGGAUCUAUUUAGCUUUCGUAGUUCAGAACCUCAAAAGAACUCCUCAGCAGCUUCUUCUUCAUCUUGUGCUAGGGAGGAUAUACGGUGCGAAAUCGAAGGGGUGUUUGGCUCAGGAUCCAUACAGCAACCAGUUCAGCCACUGACUUAAUAAAGUUGGUAAUUUACGCGAAUAAAGAGGAAUACUUUUAACUAUA
Molecule: messenger RNA, 457 nt
Organism: Drosophila yakuba
Lineage: Eukaryota; Metazoa; Arthropoda; Insecta; Diptera; Drosophilidae
Gene: Sfp26Ad
Exons: 2
Coding region: 37-411 (124 amino acids)
Source: RefSeq, a predicted model, not a curated record